AUGGAAGACUGGCAAGGGAUAAUUGUAAAACCCUACUGGAGAGAUUACCCUCAAAGUGUAGGAAGGUCGCGUUCCGAGCUGCCUGAAUUACAAAUCAAUCAAGAAGCUCAUGCGUGGGUACCAGUGGGCGGAUUUGAUACUUUCUUGAAUAAGUAUACGGAGGAAUUAAUGGGAAAUUAUGUCAAGGCAGCACUACAGGUGAUACCAGAAAGCGAUGCUGCUAGUAACAUGGAACCAAUGCUUUUUGAAUUGUCAAAUUUUUAUGGGAGAAAACUUGCCCCACUGCUUGCAAGACACCUUCUAGAACCAAGAUAUUUCAAUGAAGAAGUUAAGAAACAAGAAGGAGAAGCUCAUCUUGCAAUAUUGAAGGAAAUUCUGAUCUCAGAGCGUGGUGGAGACAGCUUGCCACAAGAAGAAUUUGUCUUGGUUAAAAAUGUACUCAGUGCAAUUCGUCUCCUGUGCCAAUAUAAAUUCAUCACACCGGAAGAAGUGAAAGACUUUUUCAAAGAUGAAGGAGUAAUCAAGACGCUGGGGAGACACCUUGUCCGCUGUUAUGAUGAACAAUACCCCAACCUCGUUAAUUUUAAAAGCUUCAUACCUGACAUGGAUUUCUUAAGGAAAGAUUCCAAAACCAAUCAAUACCAUUGGUGGCUAAACCUGAUUGACGAAACCACUGAGGGGAAGAUUCUGUUCCGAUCAAUGCAGAAGCUGUUUGCAAACAUGGCACCCCGACGAGUUUUAGAUGGCGAUAUGUCAUCAUCCAAAUGGGCAGUCUUCCUUGAUGAAGGGCUCUAUCAGGGAUUUGAAUGGAAAGGCUCUGCCGUAGACCCUCACAAAAAUCAAUUGGCUUGUUUGAAGGCUUACAUUGAGGAUAUUUCACAAGACCAAUCAACAACCGACAGCCUUGAAGAGGUGUUAUCAAACUACUGGAUUAGAAAUUUAAUAUUCAGAUACAAUGCCAAUAGCAUAGGUUAUGCGCUGUACGAAUCCGGAAGACGUGAUCUCUUGAACCAACAUGACAUGACUGGGAAGAUCAUCCAAAUCCAAACAACUCGCAACAGGUUUUUUGAGGAAAAUGGGUGGUUUGACCCAAACGCUUCGCCAAUAAGGAUUCAUAGCGCUCAAAAGAUUGUGGAAUUUGAACAGAACAAACACAAACAAACCCCAAACCGUUACAUGAAUCUGAAAGCUGAAUACGAGAACAGAUUCAACAAAGAUGAUCCAAUCAAUCUUAUGAAUGGAUGGCUCAAUCCGAUUGAUCAUGUAAUUAUCUCCCCAGCAGACAAGCCGGGCACCUCAAAGCUGAAAAAAUUGAAAAAAACGCUUAAGAAUUUAAUAGGUUACCAGUAG
Messenger RNA from Puccinia triticina, 1350 nucleotides. RefSeq lists its product as uncharacterized. Lineage: Eukaryota; Fungi; Basidiomycota; Pucciniomycetes; Pucciniales; Pucciniaceae. The coding region runs from base 1 to 1350 and encodes 449 amino acids. The record is from RefSeq and is a predicted model, not a curated record. The transcript has 6 exons.